AUGGAUUAUCAGCAGCUGCUGCCGACGCAGCAUCACGACCCCAGGAGCAGCAGCAACCCUCCCCUCGCCGGCAGCAGCAGCAACUACAGCAGCAACUGCAGCAGCAGCAGCAGCAGCAGCAGCAGCCGGCGGUACAGCAGCGGCGGGGCCCCGCAGUUUGGUGCUGCUGUCUCGCGGUUUGUGUUUGCAAGUGACUCCGCAGUGUUUGAGGGCAGCCACCGCGGCAGCAGCAGCAGCAACUACAGCAGCAGCAGCAGCAACUACAGCAGCAGCAGCAGCAACUACAGCAGCAGCAGGGCCAGCAGCAGAUCAUUCCACCCAGCAAAUUAUUAUGAAGGCCAAGGGCGCCGCAGCAGCGGCUUGGCGCUGCUGCGGGGCCCCUUGCUGCAGCCCAGAGAGCCCCUGCCGGAAUACAGCAGCAGCAGCAGCAGCAGCAGCAGCAGACCCUACAGCAGCAGCAGCAGCAGUAGCGGGAGUUAUGCCGGCGGCUGCAGCAACAAGGCUUACCGCGUAGGCUGCUCCUACAGCAGCAGCGGCAGCAGCAGCAGCAACUGCAGCAGAAGCUGCAGCAGCAGCAGCAGCAGCAGCAGCAGCAGUGACUACAGGGGAGGAUACAGUCGGUAUGGCGAAAGGCCUUAUCACAGCGGAGACUGCAGGAGGAGCCCCAGGAGACGCCCGCAGCCCCCAGCCUACAGCAGCAGCAGCAGCAGCAGCAGCAGCAGCAGCAGCAGCGGCAGCAGCAGCAGGCACGUUAUCCCGGCGAAGCCCUUCCCAUUUGAGUGCAGCAGCACGAGUGCCCACAGCAGCAGCACUUACAGCAGCAGCAGUAGCAGCGGCAACUGCAGCAGCUACAGGAAUAGCAGCAGCUACAGCAAUAGCAGCAGCAACUGCAGCAUCAAUAGCAGCAGCAACAGCAGCAGCAGCUGCUGCAGCUUUGAUUACAGCGCUCCGCGCAGCAUGGCUGACCGCAUAGUCCAAGGACGGCGACCGGCUGAGCAGCAGCAGCAGCAGCAGCAGCAGCAGCAGCAGCAGCAGCAGCAGCAGCAACAUGGAAUGCAACAGGUCGAAAACUUGACGUUAGAGCAGCAGCUGUGGCAGCAGCCAAAGGGGCAGCAGCAGCUGCUGCAGCAGCGCCAGCAGCCGCUGCAGCAACAAGACUGCAAUAGGAAACAAGAGGAUAUGAAGCAGCAGCAGCUGCUGCAGGGACAUUUGCUGCAGCAGCAAAUGCAGCAGCAGCAACAGGAUGAGCUGCAACACCACAUCCGGCUCCAGGAGCAGCUGCAGCAAAGACUGCAGCAGCUGCUGCAGCAGCAGCAGCAGCAAGGACAGAUUUCAAAGUCCCUAGCGCAGCUUCUUUCGUCCCCAAAGGAGUUUCAGCAGCAGCAGCAGCAGCAGCAGCAGCAGCGCCUGCCGCCGCCGCCGCAGCAGCAGCACACGCUGCAGCAGACGCUGCAGCAAACGCAGCAGCAAGAGCAGCUGCUUGUGCAGCUGCAAAACCAGCUGACGGAGCAGCUGCAGCUGCAGCAGCAGCAAGAGCCUUUCUUGCUGCUGCCUUCGCCAGGGCUGCUGAGCAGCAACCAGCAUUUUCCUGGCGAGCAGCAGGAAGGGCAGCUUGAAAACGAAGCGGUGCAGCAGCAGCAGCAGCAGCAGCAGCAGCAGCAGCAAGUUUUGCUGCAGCAGCCGCCACGGCUCAGCGAGGCGGCGACGGUGAACGGCACAGAUAGUGCUGCGCAGCAGCAGCAGCUGCUGCUGAUGCAUCCGGAGCAGCACUUGCAAGAGGCGCAGCAGCCGCAGCAAGUUCUGCAGGAUGAGCAGCAGCAGCAGCAGCAGCAGCAGCAGAAACAAAUGUGGCUGCGGCAACACGCUGAGGAGCAGCAGCAGCAGCACGAGCUAGAGGCUCUCAUUCGUCGACGCAACAGCGACAGCGCCGCCAGAAGCAGCAGCAGCAGCAGCAGCAGCAGCAGCAACGGCGACAGCAGCAGGCCCUGUGGGCCUGAUGCUUCGCAUGGAUUGGAACAGCAGCAGCAGCAGCAGCAGCAGCAGCAGCAGCAGCAGCAGCAAGCGCAGCGCUACUGGCGCUCAAGGCCAGAAUCGGCUGCAACUACACGCCGCCCCCGUUUACAGGAGCUGCUGCAGCAGCCACAGCAGCAGCAGCAGCAGCAGCAGGGGCAACAGGUGGAGCAGCGUCAUGCACAGCAGCAGCAGCAGCAGCUGCGGAAGCAGCAGCAACACUUCCCGCAAGAGAAUCCUCAGCAGCAGCAAGUGCAGCAGCAGAUUCUGCAGCCAAUGCAGUUGCGCAAAGUCUUGUCUUCGCCAGAGCAGCAACGCGGUGAGUCCAGCAGCAGCAGCAGCAGUAGCAGCAGUAGCAGCAGCAGCAGUAGCAGCAGCAGCAGCAGCAGCAGCAGCAGCAAACUCAAAGUUAACCGGUGGGGCAGCACUCGCCGGGUGCCGCGAGCUGCUGCUGAUUGGCCCAGAGCAGCUGAGCAGCAGCACAUACAGCAGGAGCUGCAGCAGCACACGCAGCAGCCGAAGCUGCUGCAGCAGCCGCAGCAGCAGCAGCAGCUGCAGCAGCAACACGGCACUAGUGCCGAGCAAGAGGCCACAUCUGCCCGCAGCAGCAGCACGUCUGCAGCAGCAGCAGCAGCAGCUGCUGCUGCUGCUCCGCAGUGCACUUCAGAAUUGCCGUCACACAGACCGCACGUGCAUGCAGCAGUUGAUGCAGCAGCAGCUGCUGCUGCUGCUGCUGCUGCAGCUGCUGCAGUAGCUGCUACAGUAGCUCCAGUCGCUGCUGCAGGGGCGGCAGCAGACGCAGCAGACUAUCUUGAAACUACCAGCACAGGCGCAGCUGCAGCAGCACCGGACGCUUCUGUUGCUGCUGCUGCUGCUGCUGCUGCUGCUGCAACACUUGUUGUUGGCGUUGCUGCCGAAACACCGACGGAUAUGCCUGCAGGAGAACUUACAACAGAGCAGGCAGCAGCAGCAGCAGCAGCAGCAGCAGCAAAUGUUGCAGGAGGAGCGAGUGAUGCAGCAGCAGUCGAUGUCGAUGCAGCAGCAGCUAAUGCUGAUGCAGCAGCAGCUAUUGCUGAUGCAGCUGCAGCAGAGGAUACUGAUGCAGCAGCUGACGCUGAUGCAGCAGCAGCUAAUGCUGCUGCAGCAGCUGGUGCUGAUGCAGCAGCAGCUAGUGCUGAUGCAGAAGCCGCUAGUGCCGAUGCAGCAAAAGCUGAUGCUGAAGCAGCAGCAGCUUGUGCUGCUGCAGCAGUAGCUGAAGCCGAUGCAGCAGCAGCUAGUGCUGAUGCAGCAGCAGCUGAUGCUGAUGUUGCAGCAGCUUAUGCUGCUGCAGCAGCAGCUGAUGCUGCUGCAGCAGAAGCUAGAGUUGAUGCUGCAGCAGCUGAUGCCGCUGCAGCAGCGGAUGAUGUUGCUACAGCUGAUGCUGCUGCAGCAGCAGCUGGUGCUGAUGCAGCAGCAGCUGAUGCUGCUGCAGCAGCUGGUACUAAUGCAGCAGCAGCAAACUCUGGAGAUGCACUGGCCGUGGCAGCUGAAGGUGCAGCACAGUUAGACACAACUGUAGCUGCUGCUGCUGCUGCAGCGCCCGUAGCUGCUGCAACAGAGCCUGCUGCUGCUGCUGCAGCAGCGACUGCAGCAGCGGUAACACCUGUGUCUGCUGCAGCUCCCACAAGCGCUGCGGCAGAAGCAGAUAAGGCUGCAGCAACUGCUGCUGCUGAAGUGUGUGAGGCUGCAGCGUCUGCUGUUACUCCUGCGGCUGCAGGAGCAGCAGCAAAUGCUGCAGCUGCAGCAUUUGCUGCUGCUCCCGUGGCUGCAGCACCUGCUGCUGCUUCUGCCACUGCACCAGAGGCAACCGAUGCAGCAGCGCCGGCGUCAAGAGAGACCCCGGGAGCAGCAGCAGCAGCAGCAGCAGCAGCAACUGUAGCAACAGCAGCAGCAGCACAUGUAGAGGCAGAAGGCACCUUCUUUUCUCAGCUAUCUGCUGCUGCGCAGCAGCGCAUGCGGCAGCUGCGGCAGCGGAGGCAGCAGCAACAGGGAUGGCAGCAGGAGCUGCAGCAGGAGCCUGCACAGCAGCAGCCGAUGCAGCAGCAGCAGCAGCAGCAGCAGCAGCAGGAGGUUCAUGCUGCUGAACAGCAGGAUGGCCGGACGCCAGAGCUGCUUUUGCGGAAACAGGAGCAUUACAGGCAGCAGCAGCAGCAGCAGCAGCAGGAGCGGCGCGAGCAGCAGCAGCAGCUGGAGGCGAGGCAGCAAGUGCUGCAGAAGCUGCAGCGAGUGCAGCAGUUCCGUGAGCUCAGGCAGCAACAGCAGCAGCAGCAGCAACAGGAGGAGAAGUCGCUUUGCCUGCAGCAGGAGCAGCACAUGCAGGAGCAGCAGCAAGCACAGCGCCAAGAACAGCAGCAGGCGCAGCUGCAGCAGCAACAGCAGCAACAGCUGCUGAUUCAGCAGCGACAGCAGCAGCAGCUGCGGCAGCAGCAGCAAGAACAGCAGCAGCAGCAUUGGCAGCAGCAAGUUCAGCAGCAGCAACGUAGCCCCUCACUCGUAUGGGUAGACGCAGAAUCCCUCGUUGUUGUUUUUGACGAUGAAGAGAAGCAGCAGCAGCAGCAGCAGCACAAACGGGAGCAGCAGCAGCAGCAGCAACAGGAACGGCAAAUGAAGCAACGCCAGGAGCAUCUGAAGCAACUUGCAAAGCAGCGGGACCAGCAGCAGCAGCAGCGAGAUGCCCAACAGCAAGAGCAGCAGCAGCAACUGCAGCAACAGCAACUACAGCAGCAAAAAGCGCAGCAGCAGCAGCAGCAGCAGCAGGAACUGCUGGAAGAGCAGCAGCAGCAGCAGCAGCAGCAGCAGCAGCAGACGCCGACGCUGAAGCCCGCGGAGCUCACGCCUGACGUCUCAACUUGCGAAUGCACGCCAGCAGCAGCAAAGGAAGCAGCAGUUGCUGCUGCUGCUGCUGCUGCAGUUGAAGUGCCUGCAGCUCCAGCUGCUGCUGCUGCUGUUACUUCUGCUGCAACGCCAUCAACCGCAGCGUCUGCAGCUGCUGCUUCUUCCCAGCCACCAGCAGCAGUUGCUGCUUCGCUUGCAACUCCAGCAGCAGCAGCUGCUGCUGCUGCUGUAACAGCAAGGAAGGCUGUUGGAGCAGCAGCUGCGGGCCCUGCUGCUGCCCCUCCUGCUGCUGACGUGUUUGCUGCUGCUGCUGCGGCGGCUGUUGUGACCCCGUCAGACCCUACAGCAGCAGCAGCGGCUGCGAAAAGUGCUGCUGAAGAGAACGGGGUGAGGCAGCAGCAUCGGGCGCAGCAGCAGCAGCAGCAGCAGCAGCAGCAGCAGCAGCACGCUGCUGCUGAAGGCGGAGCAGAGGGGCGUAGGACGCCAGGUGCUCGCAACAACAGCAGCAACAGCAGCAGCAGCAGCAGCAGCAGCAGCAGCAGCAGCACACAUGGAGUGUCUAUACAGGCGGAGCUGCAGCAGCUGCACAUCAAUGUGGCCCGGCUGGAAACUUUAGAUGCGCUGCUGCAUGCACGAGCAGCAGCAGCAGCAGCAAAGGCGAAGCUGCUGCAGCGGGAGCUUGAUGCAGCAAAAGCAGAAACUGAGAAGACACUUUCUGAGCGCGCCGCGGUGACGCAGCAGCUGCAGCAAGCCAACAAGCAGCUGCGGGAAAGGAGGCAGCAGCUAAUUCGACUAGCAGCAAGACACGCAGCAGCAGCAGCAGCAGCCUCCAUCGCAACAACAGCUGCUGCUGUCAGAAGUGCAGCAACUGCGCCGCACCCAGCGCCGUCUCCCUCGACAAGUGCUGCUGCUGCUGCUGCUGCUGCUGCAGGCGCCACCGCAGCAGCAGCAGCAGCAGCAGCAGGUCCCCGCGUGCCUUCUGCACUGCCUGGUGCUGCUGAUGCUGCAGCUGCUAGGCCGUGGCGUCGCAGCAGUGAUGCACCAUCGGAAGCUGGAGCAGCAGCAACUGCUGCAGCAACUGCUGCAGCAACUGCUGCAGCAACUGCCGCAGCAACUGCAGCAGCUGCUGCUGCUACGAAGGGGGUGACACAGGGAGGGUUGAAGCGGGAUGCAACAGCCAGCAGCAGCAACAGCAGCAGCAGCAAGAGUGGGGUAGGCGGCCGUUUGCAGGCUGCUGCGGAGAUGGCUUCUGCUGCGGAAGCAGCAGCAGCAGCUGCUGCUGCUCCUGGUGCUGCAGCAGCAGCUGCUGCUGCUCCCUGCGCUGCAGCAGCAGCUGCAACGCCGGAGGAAGACCCAGCAGCAACAACAGAAGAAGAGGAGGAUGAGGAGACGCUGUGUCUCUCUGGCAGGAAGCGAAAGAGAGGGACGAGCAGCAGCAGCAGCAGCAGCAGCAGCAGCAGCAGCAGCAGCUCACACCCACGAACUUACAUCCCCAAAUGGUUUUGUGUCUCUUCUUCUCAAGAGGGACAAAUACAGAGGCAGCUGGAGAGCUGUACGUACACCUCAGCUUUGAGUCAGUGGGACCUCAGCGGCCUCACCAGCAGCCUGCAGCAGCAGCAGCAGCAGCAGCAGCAGCAGCAGCAGCAGCAGCAGCAGCAGCAGCAGCAGAAGCAGAAGCAGCACAUCAUAGAAGCUCUGGGGGGAGAUAACGCUCUCAGACCCAUUUGCUGCUACUCACUGCUCGGCAGCUGCCGCAAAAACUGUACAGACAUUCAUCUGUAG
Eimeria necatrix is the source of this 6666-nucleotide messenger RNA. RefSeq lists its product as hypothetical. The transcript has 2 exons. Gene Ontology annotation, molecular function: GTPase activator activity. The record is from RefSeq and is a predicted model, not a curated record. The coding region runs from base 1 to 6666 and encodes 2221 amino acids. Lineage: Eukaryota; Apicomplexa; Conoidasida; Eucoccidiorida; Eimeriidae.